ACUUGUGCUUAUACGUAACUCCGCUUAGCUACUUUCCCUUUACUAAAAAAUCAUCCUUUUUAAAAAAAAAAAUAGGAUUCAAAACUUACUUUAUUUAUUCUCUAAUAAGCGCAAUUAGCGCUAAUACAAUAUAUUCCAAUUUAAUUAUUCAGGUAUACUCACAAGCACAGGUCUCCAAACCCUCCUAAGCAACCGUUGCCGGAAAGUCGCCGUCAACGGCCGAAUUCUCCGAACUGCCGAUCCAAUACUACCACCAGCACUAGAAUUUACGGUGAAAUCCCCCUCUCGAAUUUUCCGGUGACGAAACGAACAAAUUCUUAAGCUUGUUUCUCACCACCACUUCCUUUUUAUCCGGCGAAUCUCCGUCGCUGAAAAUCCGAUCAGGCGACGCAUCGUCCUCGGUCAAUAGCCGUCGAUCACUUCCUCCGUCGCUGCGGGUGAGGAGCAUGCGGAGAGUUUUACGGCGGCCAUAAUUGAAAGGUGAAAAAAAGGGGUUGAGGGUUAAGGAAAGAAGAAGUGGAGGAGGAAGGAAUAUGGAGGAGAUAGAAAGUGAGAUGUGAACUUUAUUAUUGGGUAGGGGACGGCCAUGGAUUAGAUUCUGUGUUUUCGGUCUAAAGAUUUACUAAAAAUUCAUCCCUUAAUUCUUGCAUUCUCAUCAACCCUUAAUUCAUCAAAUGGAUACUCAAUUAGUCAGAGGAGAAUCAUCUCACUUCUCUUAUGAAGUAUUCCUGAGUUUUAGAGGUGAAGACACCCGAAAAACAUUCACUGGUCAUCUUUAUUCCAAAUUGUCUGAUGUUGGAGUUAAUACCUUCAUUGACGAUGAGGAAUUGAGAAAGGGUGACGUGAUUUCAAGAGAAUUAGAGAAAGCAAUUGAAGAGUCAAGAAUUUCCAUUAUUGUUUUCUCAAGAAAUUAUGCUUCCUCUAGUUGGUGUCUAAAUGAACUAGUUAAAAUUCUUGAAUGCAAAGAUAAACUAAAGCAGAUGGUUUUGCCUAUUUUCUAUGAUGUUGAUCCUUCUGAGGUACGAAAGCAAACUGGGUUAUUUGGUGAAUAUUUGGCUAAACACAAGGAACGACCAUUUGGAGCUCAAAGGGUGGAGAAGUGGAUAGCUGCACUUACUGAAGCUGCAAAUUUAUCUGGAUGGGAUUUGCAAAAUGUUGCUGACGGGCAUGAAUCAAAGUUUAUUGAAAAAAUUAUACAGCAAGUCCUACAAGAGGUCAACCAGACACCUCUAGAUGUUGCUUGGCACCCAGUUGGAGUAGAUUCUCGUGUCAAAGAUAUAGAAUUGUUAUUGCAAAUUGAAUGUGAAGAUGAAGUUCGCAUGAUUGGUAUUCACGGAGUUGGUGGCAUAGGGAAAACAACUCUGGCAAAAGCUAUCUACAAUCGAAUGUUUCGACUCUUCGAUAGUAGUUGCUUCCUUUCAGAUGUUAGAUCAGAAGCUGAAGAAGUUGGUCUUGUCAAGCUACAAGAGAAACUUCUUCAACAAGUUCUCAAAACUGAGGACAUCAAAGUUGGAAGUGUUGCUCAAGGCAUCAAUCUAAUCAAAGCAAGGCUUGGGUCAAAGAAGGUUCUAAUUGUUCUUGAUGACGUGGACCACAAAAAACAAUUAGAAUCAUUAAUGCGAGAAAGAAGUUGGUUUGGUUUGGGUAGUUUAAUAAUCAUUACCACCCGAGACGAACGAUUGCUAUGUCGGCUUGGAGAAAAAGAGAGAUAUGAGGCCAAACUAUUAAAUGACAAUGAAGCUAUGUUACUUUUUUGUUGGCAUGCUUUUGACCGUCAUUUUCCACCAGAAGAUUAUGUUAAUUUGGCACGAGACAUAAUCAAAUAUUCAGGUAGGUUACCAUUAGCUCUUGUGACAUUGGGGUCACAUUUACAUGGAAGUUCUGUAGAAGAAUGGGGCCAUGAAUUUGAAAAACUAAGAGCGAUUCCUCAUUGUGAUAUCCAAAAGAUUCUCAAGAUAAGCUUUGAUGGACUUGAUGAUGAAACACAGACUGUUUUCCUCGAUAUUGCAUGUGCCUUCCAUGGGUUUGAUGAGCAUGAAGUUACUGAAAUAUUAAAUGCAUGUGGCUUUCAUGCUAAAAUUGCAAUUGCAACUUUAGUCCAAAAACACUUGCUCCAAAAAUCUUGGAAUAUUUUGGAGAUGCAUGAUCUAGUGCGAGAUAUGGGAAGAGAAGUCGUUCGCAUGGAAUCAGCUCGGGAUCCUGGAAAACGGAGUAGAUUGUUCAUCCCGCAAGAAGUCUGUGAUGUUCUACAAGGAAAUAAAGGUUCCAAAAAGGUAGAAGUACUGAAGGUAGAUCGACGAGCAUUUGAGGGACUGAACUUGAGCACCAAAGCAUUUAAGAAAAUGAAAAACCUUAGGGUUCUUAUAAUGGAUGAGUUACAUAUUAGUGGAGAUUUUGAGCUGUUGUCCAAGGAGCUCAGAUGGUUGUCUUGGAAAAAAUGUCCUUUAAAAUGUAUACCAUCAAAUUUUCCAGCUGAGAAUCUUGUAGUUCUAGAUAUGCGGGAGAGUGAUAUCCAAGAAUUUCAAUUGAAUUUGCAGUGUUGCAGAAGUUUGAAGAAGUUGGAUCUCUCUUAUUGCAAGCAACUCAGAAGCACUCCAAACUUCACUGGUUCAAUGAGUCUUGAGAAUUUGUCCCUUGGUAGUUGCUCAAGUCUGGCAGAGAUACAUCCAUCAAUAGGAAAUUUGGACAGACUAAUUAAACUAGAUAUGUCUAAUUGCGGAAAAAUUAUGGAUCUUCCAAGCAGCAUAUGCCAGCUAAAAUCCCUUGAAGACUUGGACAUUGAUGGCUGCUCAUCUAUAAAAGCACUGCCAGAUAACCUUGGAGAUUUGAAAAGUCUAAGAUCUCUUGAUGCAUAUGAUACGGGUAUAAAACAAGUGCCUAGAUCUGUUGAAAUGCUAAGAAAUCUUGAAACUUUGAGAGUGGGAGGUCGAAAGCUAGAGGCCAAAAGGAGUAUUUCUGGAAGAGGAGUCCAUCGGAUACAAUAUUCCUUGUCAACUUUUGUAUCCGAUUUGAGCCUUACAUACUGUAAUUUGUCCGAGGCUGAUAUUCCUAGGAAUAUUGGGAGCUUAUCCUCCUUAGAAUAUUUAGAUUUGAGUGGCAACAGUUUCCAUUGUCUACCCAUUGAUUUUUCUAAGUUACGAUUAUUGGUGGAGUUGUGUUUGAAUGACUGUGAGAAUCUUCAAACACUCCUGUCAGUAUCAAAUUUAGAGAAUCUUGCAAUUAUUGAACUUGAGAAUUGCCAAAAAUUGGUCAAGAUUACAGAGUUGGACAACCUCCCUUCUAUAUGGUCGAUCAACAUGAUAAAUUGUAGUUCUCUGCAGAAUCCAUUCAAUGAAGGCUUCUUUAGUGCACCUGCUCUAUCAUUUCUAUCUAGAAAAGAUCCUGAUUUGCGUGAUUUAGAAGUUUAUCUCCAAUGCAAUGAGAUUCCAGAAUGGUGCAGGAAUCAAGUAACAGCUUCAUCUAUGCGUUUGACUAUGCCGAUACAUAAUAAUAAGGAGUAUAACUUCUUAGGAAUGGUUCUCUGGUUUGUUUUCUGCUUUUUCGAUGAAGCCCCUUUUCCAAGCUUCUCAAUUAGUAUUGCCCAUAAAAAGACUUUAAUUGAGCCGUUGAAUAUACCUGAUGAACACAGAGAACUGACAUUUGUGUGUUACAUAUCUUACUUAGAUGAACCUUUUGAUGGCCAGAUAAUCAAAGGUGGGAAAAGGAUAAAAGUGUGGUCUGACGACUUUACAGUAAAGAAGAUAGGGAUCCAUCUGUUAUAUUUAGACCAACAUGGUAAUGUUAUAUCUUUACCGGGAGACGUGGAUCAUUCUUAUACUAGGGCGAAAGAUGUCAGGAAUUGGUGGAAAUAGAUUAGUUGAAGAGCCCAAAAAGAGUUUCAACUACUCUUUUUAUUGUAUUUUAUAUUACAGUAUUAAUAGGUAGUUGGUCAGAUAAUUUUAAUUGAUAUUGAUAUUUUUCCAAAUAUUUGUUAUAUACUCUUUUUUUCUUCUUA
Molecule: messenger RNA, 3994 nt
Organism: Nicotiana tabacum (common tobacco)
Lineage: Eukaryota; Viridiplantae; Streptophyta; Magnoliopsida; Solanales; Solanaceae
Product: disease resistance protein Roq1
Biological process (GO): signal transduction; defense response
Molecular function (GO): ADP binding; protein binding
Source: RefSeq, a predicted model, not a curated record